This is a messenger RNA of Sesamum indicum (sesame), 1778 nucleotides long. Its product is annotated as trimethylguanosine synthase (DUF707). Lineage: Eukaryota; Viridiplantae; Streptophyta; Magnoliopsida; Lamiales; Pedaliaceae. The record is from RefSeq and is a predicted model, not a curated record.
CAACAAACCAAACAUUCAUACGAUCUCUCAGGAACACGAAAGACCCCUAUUCCGCUCUCUCUCUCUCCCUCCCUCCCUCCCUACCAAUCAACUGGCCUAAUUUGAUUGCCAUUUUCUGGAGUGCAAAUUCAGAUGUAUUAAAGUAUGCGAUAUUUUUCUCUAUUGUUGCUCAGGAUUUCGGUUUCUGUGACUGUGCCUAGUGCGUGACGUUCGAGUCGGGCAACUUCUUUUAUCAUAAUGGGAACCUCGCUUCGCAGUGGGGUUUUUAAGAAGUCAAAUGAUGGUGCACGACUCCUUAUAACAACAAUCAUGGGCAUGGUGUUUGGAUAUUUUAUAGGCGUUUCAUUUCCAUCUGUUUCUUUAGAUAAGAUCAAUCUGCCUUCAAGUCUAAUAUCAUCUCUUGAUAUGGCCUUCAAUGACGAUCGCCGUGCUGUUAGUCGUAGUUUUCCUGAAAAUCUCGGUUCAAGCAGUACUCCUCUAACACCCAAGAUAUAUGUUCCUACAAAUCCUCGUGGGGCAGAGUCCUUACCACCAGGAAUUGUUGUCUCAGAAUCAGAUUUUUUUCUGAGACGAUUAUGGGGUGAUCCGCGUGAGGAUCUGAGAAGGACGCCGAAGUACUUAGUUACAUUUACAGUAGGUUUGGAACAAAAGAACAAUAUUAAUGCAGCUGUGAAGAAGUUCUCUGAGGAUUUUCAGAUAAUGCUUUUCCAUUAUGAUGGCCGGACAAGUGAAUGGGAUCAAUUUGAGUGGUCGCAGCGUGCCAUACAUGUCAGCGCUAGAAAACAAACAAAAUGGUGGUAUGCAAAGAGAUUUCUGCAUCCAGAUGUUGUAGCUGCCUAUGAUUACAUUUUCAUUUGGGAUGAAGAUCUUGGAGUUGAACACUUCAAUGCCGAGAGGUAUAUUGAAUUGGUUAAGAAACAUGGUUUAGAGAUUUCCCAACCUGGUCUUGAACCAAACAAUGGAUUGACAUGGCAAAUGACGAAGAGGCGAGGUGACAGAGAAGUUCAUAAGGAUACAGAGGAGAAACCAGGCUGGUGCAGUGAUCCACAUUUGCCUCCAUGUGCAGCCUUUGUGGAAAUUAUGGCUCCAGUGUUCUCUCGUGAAGCUUGGAGAUGUGUUUGGCAUAUGAUUCAGAAUGACUUGGUUCACGGAUGGGGAUUGGAUUUUGCGUUGAGAAGAUGUGUGGAUCCUGCACAUGAAAAAAUUGGCGUUGUUGAUUCCCAGUGGAUUGUCCAUCAAGUAAUCCCGUCACUUGGAAAUCAGGGCGAGUCUGACAACGGGAAAGCUCCGUGGAAAGGGGUACGAGAUAGAUGCAAAAAUGAAUGGGCGCUUUUCCAGGAUCGCCUGGCUAAUGCAGACAAGGCGUAUUUUUCACAGAUUGAGCAUUGAGCACCGCUAACUAUCAUCUGAUCUUGAUGGGUCUUGUACAUUGCUCUUCCUUUCCUCCCCUUCUCCUCGAGUGGUGUUUGUCCUCACCCCAUUCUUUUAUGCGAGUUAUCCUUUUUCAGGUGUAGGAUAGCUGUGUUACCAGUAGCAUGAGAAAGAUCCUUAUUAGAUACUUAAAAAGAGAACUUCAGCUUUCUGUGCAGAAGUAGAUAUAGGAUGACGAUAUGUUAGUUUUUGUGCUAAUUAAAUGUUCUCUUUUCUCCUUUAGUCGAUUUACAUAAUUUGUGAGGUCCUUCUUCCCUAGAAUUAAUAUGCCUUGUACCAGUUUCCUCUCUGGAAAUGGAAAACUUUUAUCACAAUGUUUUGAUUGUAGCCUCUCCUGAUUACCGAAA